GAGACAGAGAGACAGAGAGACAGAGAGAGACAGAGAGAAUGGAAAAGGUGUCCAUGCACGGUGGUCUUAUACUUAGUCUUGGCCUGGUGUUGAUGAUCACUGUGCAACCAAAUGGAGCAGCGGCUGCUUGGCUUAAAGCCCACGCAACUUUCUAUGGCGGAAGCGAUGCUUCAGGAACAAUGGGAGGAGCAUGUGGAUAUGGGAAUCUGAACACAGAUGGCUAUGGAAUCAAGACGGCGGCGCUGAGUACGGCUUUGUUCAAUGAUGGCAAGUCGUGUGGUGGAUGUUAUCAAAUAGUCUGUGAUGGCACACAGGUUCCUCAGUGGUGUCUCAAGGGCACUUACAUUACCAUCACUGCCACCAAUUUCUGCCCGCCAAAUUAUGCUCUCCCCAGUGACAAUGGCGGGUGGUGCAAUCCCCCAAGGCCUCACUUUGACAUGUCUCAACCUGCAUUUGAGACCAUUGCCAAGUACAGUGCCGGAAUUGUUCCUAUUUUGUACAGGAAGGUUGGAUGCAAGAGAAAUGGAGGCAUCAGAUUUACCAUCAACGGAAGGGACUACUUCGAGCUCGUCCUCAUAUCUAAUGUAGGGGGAGCUGGAGAAAUCUUGAAUGUUUGGAUCAAAGGGUCCAAGAUGAACAAUUGGGAAACCAUGUCGAGAAACUGGGGGGCAAACUGGCAAAGCCUCAGCUAUCUCAACGGCCAGAGCCUGUCCUUCAGAGUCCAGGCCAGCAAUGGCCGAACCGUCACAGCCCUUAAUGUGGUGCCUUCAAAUUGGAAUUUUGGCCAGUCCUUUUCUAGCAGCACCCAAUUUUAAGAAGACGGGUGCAAAUACUACGAUUGAUGCAGCCUCAUCAAUCGACUAUAGAAAGGUUGCUUAUCUCCCUUUGCCGUAUGUAUAUUUCCAUUUUUACACCUCAUUUUACAAUUGUAUACAUGGGGUUGUGCCGAGUAUCUUCAAGGACCAACCCAUGAUGCAGAACUUUUUGAAGCUGGAGCUCUUAGCCGAUGCUCAAAAGUUCA
Eucalyptus grandis is the source of this 1021-nucleotide messenger RNA. RefSeq names its product putative expansin-A17. Bases 39 to 815 code for a protein of 258 amino acids. The transcript has 3 exons. Gene Ontology annotation, biological process: plant-type cell wall organization. Gene Ontology annotation, cellular component: extracellular region. NCBI's taxonomy places the organism in Eukaryota, Viridiplantae, Streptophyta, Magnoliopsida, Myrtales, Myrtaceae. The record is from RefSeq and is a predicted model, not a curated record.